Molecule: messenger RNA, 603 nt
Organism: Mollisia scopiformis
Lineage: Eukaryota; Fungi; Ascomycota; Leotiomycetes; Helotiales; Mollisiaceae
Exons: 2
Source: RefSeq, a predicted model, not a curated record
ACCUACUCCACAGACACCGCCCUCCCCGAGCAAACAAUCUUCAUGCCCGCAACCGUCCCCUCCACCCUCAAACUCCCCGUCAUCCUCUGGGGCGUCGGCGGCUGUUCCGACACCGGGACAUCCAUCGCCCCCUUCCACGAAGGCCUCGCCUCACACGGCUUCAUGGUAAUCGCCAACAACGGCCCCACCACCCGCACGCAAACCACAGCCGCAUCCCUCACCGCCGCCGUGGACUUCGUCUACAAAGUCGCCGGCACACCAGGGAGGUAUGCUAAAACCCGCAUGGUGGUCAGCGGCUGGAGUUGCGGCGGGCUGGAGGCGUAUGUUGUGGCGAACGAUACGCGGUUUAGUACCGUGGGCAUCUUUAGUAGUGGGGAGUUUGCUGCUGCGGAUAGUUUGGCGGUGGCAGGUAAGAUUGAUAAGCCGAUUUUUUAUUUUCUGGGGGGCAGUUCGGAUAUUGCUUAUGCGAAUGGUGAACGUGAUUAUAGUGAUUUGCCAAAGUCGACACCAGCGUGGUUGGGGAAUGAUGGGAAGGGACACGUUCAUCAAUUUACGGCGCCGGAUGGGGGGAUGAUUGGGGAUGCGGCGGUGCAUUGGGCGUAG